This is a messenger RNA of Vanrija pseudolonga, 255 nucleotides long. RefSeq lists its product as uncharacterized. The coding region runs from base 1 to 255 and encodes 84 amino acids. The record is from RefSeq and is a predicted model, not a curated record. NCBI's taxonomy places the organism in Eukaryota, Fungi, Basidiomycota, Tremellomycetes, Trichosporonales, Trichosporonaceae. The transcript has a single exon.
AUGGCCGCCGUCGCCAUCCUCGCUCUCACGGCCGCGUCGUUCGCCGGCACGCUGUACGCCGUCUUCUCCGACGACGAAGGCCAGGGGACUGUGAUGGCCGAGCACAAGGCGGCUGUGAGCGGCGAUAGCAGCGUUGCCCACCACCACGACGACGCCUCCGAGAAGACCGACCUUGCCCACCCACCAGCCGGCCGCAUCAACUCGCGCCAUCAUCGCCACCACCGCGCGCGAGUGCAUCCACCAGCUGCGCUAUAG